GUCACAUCCGCGCUGCAGCAAAGUGGUGAUGUAGAAUCUUCCUACAUUUAUUAAUAAAAAUCUUUCUUUCUUCUCUAUAUUUUACGUCCUCGAUCUGUUGUAAAUUAUAAAAGCGAAGUUAACUGAGCGUGGUCAGGGCCGGUAAAUCUAGCGUAAAAGCGUAUCGCCAAUCGCGCGAUCGAUCGUUCAUUCUCAGCUGGCGCACGUGUCAAUCACGCGUGCGGCUGUUUUCGUUGAAGAAAAGUUCGAUAUGGUUUUCCUUUCAUCUUGAUAUCGUGUAUACUGAAUGUCUACAGUAUUAUCAUUUUUUUUAUUUGCACGAUUAAUCGAUGCUACUGCGAAUGAAGAAUAAGUUUUGUUUUACGUAUAGGAUUGGUUGGAAGUAGGUAGACGCAUGUAUUCGUUGUAGUUAAACAUAAAGCACAUCUUAAUAUCGAUGGAUGGAAUAUUAACGAAGGUAAAGAAGAAUAUUAACGAUAUUUAUAUUGGUCCACACUGGGGCACAUCGAGGAUACGUACGGAAAUAUGUUCGCGUCGCGAAAGGUCUUUGCGCUGAAUAAUUUAACGCCAGGUGAUCGAUUCUCAGGUGAGCCCUAGAGACGCGGCAAACUCUAUUCCAGCCGACCUCAUUUGGCAUUCGAUCGAAUUGCACAAUUAUACUGCAUAAUAUUGAUGCACAUUUACAUAUUAUAUAUCUGCAAUCAUUUGCUAUUUGCACUUUCAAGUCGCUAUAAAACGAAACUAUACAACUCUUCUUUCGUUUUAUAGACUCUAGCUUAAAGUUUCCUCGUCUACUAUUUCAUUUUUCUGAUAACAUGAAGGUUUUUAGGGAAGCCGAGAGUUUUUAUUUAAAUCGUUUGGAAAAUUAUUAACUUUGUUAUUGGGAUACGAAAAAUAAUUCUUCAUCAAGUAUCACGUAUCUUUAAGUUGAUUAUCAUGCAGAGUCCGUUUCGUCGAUGCAAUCUCGUUCAUGAUGCAGUGAGGUGAGUCAGUCCAUUGUCCGUAUUUUCCCGUGCUGAUUGAUUUAAAAAAUUGAUGUUGAUACGCGCGCUAAAUUCGAGUUGCGUGUACCGAUUCCGUAAACGAUAGGCGAACGAGGGAUGCGUGUAUAUACGUUUGUGGAAAGUCGCAUAAAACGGAGGCGCCACACCGUCUGUACCUGGCGCUCGAUAAAACUACAUUGCAUUACGUGAGAGCACCAUAAAGCCUUAUUUUUUUCUCCGCUCUCUCUUGCUCGCAUUUUCUCCGAAUGUUUCUCUUCUUUUUCUUCAUUUCCUCGUUUCUGCUCAUUGCAGUCCAGUCAAACGAUCGCACGUUACAAAGAUCAUUAGCAAAACUAUGUCACAGUACCACGGCACGUUUAUUUUGCAUAACGAAGCGAAAAAGCAUUGGUCACGUAAUUCCUAACGGAUCUUGUAUCAUAAAAAUAUUUCUUGCAGUUAUUAAUAAAGAUCGAGAUGAGUCUUACUCUUGGAGAGAAUUGUUUUUACAUCAACUACGUAGAGACAUCAGGAAAGGCGUUGCAUUUAUGAUGAGAUUGUACAUUUACGUCCGCGUGAAAUAAAACGUUUUAUGAGACUCUCGCGGAAAACGUGUACUCCAAUAUUAGAGGAAGACAUCUCGUAUAAAAGUUUACGACUGGCACACCGGUGCCUAAUACAUUCCGCUUUAGAUGCUUGACAGAAAUUAUUUUCAGAGUUGCUUUGCGAGGUCAUAGACAAAUCGAUAUAUAUAGAAAUCAAAAUAACUCAUAUGUCAAAGCUUUCUUCUAUUUUAUAUUGCAAUUGGAAAUACAGAGGACACAGGAAGUACAUGAAAAAGUGUACAUGUGUUAGACAUCGUAUAUAUAAUACAUUACUCGAGAUCAUGAAACGGACGUUGUCGACCUAGUUUUGUUGUUGUACUUGGGUCUCUUAGAAACUUGGCGCUAGACCACCAUCCGUGACAGGUAUAAUCUUUACAAUUAUAUCAUAGGCAAACGCAGCUAGGAAAAUUAUUUCCAACCAAUUGAUGUUCCAACGCUUCAACCUACUUUAUUUUUAGUAACAACUUCAUUGCAUACUUGACUUAUUCUGCCUUUGAGAUUUUCUUGGAGAACAAGAUGUGGUUCUCUCCAUUUAAUCUCGCUUUAUCCAGCUCAUAGAUCACACUAAGUUGUAGAUGUUUCAUCGAGACUGAAAAUUUCCAGAAAUUGAUGUCAAAUAUUUUCGUGAACCGCGAGUUUUGAGUUUUUCAGUGAAGAAAGUACUACUUUAUUCAUGAUUUUUCAUCAUUAUCCGAUAACUGAAAUCUCGAAAAAUCACGACCAACUGGCCUGGUUCGGUUGGAACCCGCCAUCUCUAGAGAUGAUCUCGUAUCAUCCUCCCUUAGGUAUCUUAGGGGUGCGUAAUGACGUCAACUGCGGUAACACGCGCGGCGCCGUUGCAGUUCGACAACGCGCAGUCGCGCGGUGCCACGAUCAAUGUGCGGGAGUUCCGUCAGCGCAAAUUGCACGAGGGCUAUGGUAGAACAUGCGCGCGGGUGGACUCGUCCUGCGGUAAAAGAGAGAGACUCGCGUGGAAUUCUGACGUGGAACCGAUGAUGUAAACGCGUUUCCUCGUGACAUCGCGAAUUUUUCAAAAACUACACGAGAAUCAAUACAAAGUGCUAUUACAUUUGUUCAAGAAGAAAGCUGGACCAACGUUGCAUCAAGCUUUUAACAGAGAGUGCUACGACGUGAACCUUUCGGCGUGUUAGUCCUGCAAGAUGUAGAAACACAGUGCGAAAAGAAAGAAUUCUCAACGCUUGAUUGCUCGUGACUAAAAGUCGAAGAAUAUUCUAUUCUGGUCGAGCUGAAAUUGCCUGUGUUAAGGUAAUUAAUUUACCACCUCCUCAUCCAGAAACGAGUACCAAGGAAUUUAUCGAACGAUAAGUGUAUAGCUUCGCCUUGUGUAAUCUGGAACUAGUAUGUGUAAUCUAAAGAUUUUUGCUCGAUUUAUCUAUCCAGAACAUUAACAGAGUCUCAAGAAUGCCGUUGAAAUCGUUGAAUUAAUCGAUUUAAGAGAACCACCAGAAGAAUUUUCGAGACGACUAGUUCGAAACGACUGUUAAUACUGUUCGUGCUCAUUUAGUCAGUUACGUUUUCGCCCGCGUAAGAUGUGCAAGUGCACGUAAGACAAUUGAUUGGUAGCUGAUUGAGUAGUCAGUGGAACCCGGCAGGAUGCCGAAGCCAGUCCCGGUGGAGAACCUGGUGAUCCCGCCGCAGGAUGGCCGCAUCUGCGGCACGAUCUGCAUCUGCCAGAUGACGAUGGUGUUGUCAUCGGUCGCGCUGGUAUAUUUGACAGUCGCGAUCUACAUGCCCAGUGGACGGGCGUUCCAGUCGGGUAUCACCGAGGUGCCCGUGAUGUGCACGACAAUCCGCGCGGUGAACGCUGACAGUUGUGACUGGGGUAGCUGCGGCGAGUGGUGCCUGUCCAAGACCUCCGGUCCGUGCGUACAGAUUCACGUGAAUCUCCGCCGAAACGGCUCAACUAUCCUGCUAGCAAACUGUACGAACACGACGAACAAGACGUGUUACGGGAUCGACCAGGAGAACGCGAAGAAGUCCAAGUGCAUCGCGGACGAGUGUCGCAAUCUCACCGGCACCUUCAACUGCUCCGCUGGCACUUGCAUUAACAUCACCGACGCCUUCGAGUGCAUGUUCCACGACACGGACCCACCCCUCAAGUGUUCCGGUCGCCGCGGCAAAAUCACCUGCAUCGACAUCGACGGUUUGUUCAACUGCAACCGCGGCACGUGCGAACGCAUACGGACUCCCUAUAACUGUGAUCGUAGAUGUGUCGACAUCCCGACCAGGAACAAGAACAUAAUCCUUCUCAGCGGCGACAAGGUGUACUUGAGUCAGUGCGAACGUGCUAUAGACGUAGUGAGUAAUCGAGAGAUCUGGCAUGAGGAUCGAGGUGACAUCAUGAUGGCGUCCUGCUACGGUAUUUUCAAUUCUACGUUGGGCGUGGAGGCGGUAGACUGUAUCAACGGUUCCGUCCUAGAGAAGGAAUUGCUGACCGAUCUGACCAACUUUACGUAUCUGUCCUACCUGAACAUAUUCGCCACGAAACCUCUAGAUGCCGAUAAGCUGAUCGCGCCGCCGGAGCAGAGCUUGAUCAUCGCCAACGAGAGCCGACUGAUGAUCAAUCUCGAGGGAUGCGUCAACACCCUGCGGGACGAGUGCAGGGACUUCCUCCACGAGUACGGGAAGGACGGAUCCGAUCACAACGCGCGUGCUAGAUUCCCGUGUUACUAUGCCGAAGGCAACACCGGCGUAGUUGUGUCCCGUUUUGAUCUGCAAACCACCUAUAAAGAGUUCUUGAUCGCGCUAUUGCUGCCAAGUAUCCUGUUUGUCGUCAGCUGUCUGACUCUGAUCUUCUGUCAGAGGACAGUCGUCGUCGGGGACGACGCUAAAAUGAGGUUCAAGGGCAAGUCCGGCACGCUGGUCUCGAUAGAGAGGAGCGCGUCGGGCAACUUAGGGGAUGCUGGCGGAGGAGACUCGGUUAUGGCGCUCUGAGAUCCGUCACGCAUUCCCCUCCUGGAGGAGAGUCCGGCUCGUCAGUCGAUAUUCUCCCUGCGCGGGCAUUACUGAGGUGUGGGGAGGGGGGGAACGCGUGAUCAAAAACUUCUCACUUUGCAAUUUAACAAAAAGCGACACGUACACACUCCUGCAAAAA
This is a messenger RNA of Ooceraea biroi (clonal raider ant), 4700 nucleotides long. It is a transcript of the gene Teh3, whose product is annotated as tipE homolog 3 phospholipid transfer protein. Gene Ontology annotation, cellular component: plasma membrane. Gene Ontology annotation, biological process: regulation of sodium ion transport. NCBI's taxonomy places the organism in Eukaryota, Metazoa, Arthropoda, Insecta, Hymenoptera, Formicidae. Gene Ontology annotation, molecular function: sodium channel regulator activity. The record is from RefSeq and is a predicted model, not a curated record.